Pomacea canaliculata is the source of this 1681-nucleotide messenger RNA. RefSeq names its product tetraspanin-14-like. Gene Ontology annotation, cellular component: membrane. The transcript is spliced from 7 exons. Bases 203 to 1111 code for a protein of 302 amino acids. NCBI's taxonomy places the organism in Eukaryota, Metazoa, Mollusca, Gastropoda, Architaenioglossa, Ampullariidae. The record is from RefSeq and is a predicted model, not a curated record.
AAAGACGACGUUUCAUCACUUUCAGACAUUUUCCUCUACCUACAAUCUCGUCUAAAAUACUUACAGCAGCCUUAUAGUCUUCGCCAUUGGGUAGUGUCCUGGAACUAUCUUGGACGGGGUAAAACAAUAUAAACGGCAAUUCAUUUAGCCAAACACAUCUUUCAUCGAAUACAAACAAAAUACUGCGAAAUCAGGACUCGUCAUGUAUGAUAAUAGAAGAAUGUCACUGAUCCGUCGAGCCAGUCUUCUGAUCCCAAGGAUAAAAAAAAAUUUCGUCUGCUUGCCUCUUAAGUACAUCUUGUUUUCUGCCAACUUCGCUUCGUGGGUAUUGGGUGUGGUCAUCCUUGGCUUCGGCGUGUGGGAGCUGAUGGUGUCGGAGACCAUCUUCAAUGGCGGACAGCUGUACAAGAUCGACUAUGUCAUCCACUUCCUCAGUGCUGUAACUAUCAUCACCGGCUUCUUUCUCUUCAUCAUCAGCUUCACUGGGUGCAUUGGAGCUUUGCGAGAGAACAUUUGUCUGUUGAAAUUCUACUACAGGGCGUUGCUGAUCGUGUUGAUGGUGGAAGUGUCCGGUGCUGUAGCCUUGCUGGCUCUGCGUGCGUUCUUCGUUCAUUUCCUUGAGUGGAGCGUGACCAAGUACCUCAUCCAGAACUACGAGGAAGACAAGAAUGCUAAAUUCAUUGUGAACGUUCUACAGCGACAACUCCACUGCUGCGGCAUAACAUCACAAGGAUUCACCGACUGGAAUCUGAACGCUUACUACAACUGCUCAGAUGCCAAUAUAAGUGUAUUGAAAUGCAGCGUCCCUUACACCUGUUGUAAACGGCCGGACACGAUCAAGCACGGCGUGGCUAACAUAUUCUGUGGAAAAGAAGUCCUACAUUACCAGGCUGUGCACGCAUCCUCAAAGAUAUUCACUGAGGGCUGUUUGUCUCGUCUCAAAACCUUUACCGUCAAAAAUCUGCCAAUCUUCGUCUCCAUCAUCUUGAUUAUCGUCAUCAUCCAGGUACUCGCCAUCAUCAUGACCAGGCGUCUGAAGCAGCAGAUUAAACAACAGAUGAGACAGUGGACUGUGCGACACAAAGAGAUGCCCAUGCGUGCUUUUACAUAGCAGUGCAGCACCGACAUGUUGUUUCUCACUCACUGCCUUUUAUGAUGUUCACUUUAUAAUAACAUCUGUAAAGUUACUAAAUGUAAUAGUACUAAUAAUAAUUACUUAUAAUAUCAAAAUUGCUUUCUCAGAUUCAUUUUUAUAUUCAUUUACUACCUAUCUGCCAUCCCGGACUGACAAAACUUUGACAAGUUUUUAACAGUUUAUAAUUUAAUGAGGCGGUAAUCAUCCACUUAUACUGUAUAUGGUUCAGUAUAUUAAUGCUCUAGCCUUUUAUGUUCAAAUUUCAUUAAUUUUUGGUUUAGAUUCCGAUUUCACUAUACUUUCUACCACUACACAUAUCUGAACCCCUCAGUUCUGAUAGUUAUGAGUAUAUGCUGUUGUUAUUUAUUAUUUAUUUAAUGUAUUUAUGUUAUUUAGCUUCUCCCUUAUCUAAAAAAAAAAGCCAUUUUUCUGGUGAUUACAUAUCACAAGCUUACAUUUUAAUGGCAGCUGCUAAAUAUGCACUGCUAAAUAAAUUUUGCCUGGUUUGAAUUUGUGACUAAAAUAAACAAACAUACAGAAAACCCA